CUUGCAAAAAUGAGGCAUUUUGUGAUAAAUGCAUUCUUCUCUCUCCUCGUCAUUUCUUUUGUUCUAGUGGACGGAGAUGAUAACGCUUGCGCCAAAGGCACCGUCAGCCCAGUGUAUUAUACAGAUGCGGUGCCGCCGCCAUGUCUAAAUAAUAUAACGGCGGCCACAGCUUUUUGCCAGAAAAGCUGCGAAACAAAAACCAACACUACAUUUCCAUCCGUUUUGGGAUCGUGUUAUGUCGAUGACAAACCAAAAUGUGGCUGUCAAAACCAGAGUUCUUGCACCGGAGUGGGCAACGUUGUUUCUCACGCGCCACUCUAUUUUACAGCUCCACUACACAUAACAAAUGUACUAAUAUCGGUCCUCAUGCCAUUCAUAUACAUGUUCCAUUAAUUAAGUGCAAGUUUUUUGUUUUCCCUUUCAUUCUUAAUUUGUACCGUAUUCGUGUCUUCCCUCCUCGCCGGCCGCCGGAUGAACUAAUUAUAAGGGACAGUGUUAAGAUCCGGGGUUCCAUCCUAAAAAGUCAACCUGUUAAGAGGAGUAGCCCGAAGCUUAAUAUAGUACUCUAAUUCUUCUCAAUUUUCCGGUGUGGGACAUUUAACACCCCUCCUCACGACCAGACACUUCGUCUGGAUCGUGUCGUCAUUCUUUUUUUCAUCGGUUCGUCAUUUUUCAUAAGGGACCCCACACCAUGGAUCAGUUUGGCUCUGAUACCAUGUUAAGAUCCGGAGUUCCAUCCUAAAAGGUCAACUUGUUAAGAG
Molecule: messenger RNA, 761 nt
Organism: Cuscuta epithymum
Lineage: Eukaryota; Viridiplantae; Streptophyta; Magnoliopsida; Solanales; Convolvulaceae
Source: the annotation of a GenBank genome assembly